AUUAAAGCCAUGACAUUUCAUUACUCAAAACGAAUUUUCGUAAUCGCACUUAUUGUGGCCGCAAUCAUUCUUGUAAUCUCACUUUGUUUUUGGAUUAUUUUCCCAUUGGUAUUCCCUGUUCUCGUUCAACAAAAUUUAGUCCUAUCCGUAAAUGACGACGGAAUACCGUCCACAGCAACGUUUUUCUGGUCGAAACCACCAGUGGAAGCAAUUAUGAAUUUCUACUUCUUUAAUAUCACGAAUCCAGAUGAGGUUAUAUAUGAAGGCGCAAAACCUAUAUUACUAGAAUUAGGACCAUUUGCGAUAAGAUAUUCAGAGCAGAAACAAGAGUACAGAUUCUUAGAGGAUGGUCAAAAAGUUUAUUAUAAAAAUUACAAACGUUAUACAUUUGCUAAGGAAUUGUCAUGUGAUUACUGUGAUGAAAAUACAUCAUUAACAAUACCGAACGUUGUUGCUGUUGGUGCAUUGACCAGCAUGAUGAAUCCAAAAUACGGUUGCGGGAGUGCAUGUCGAACUUUAAUUAAUAUUGGUAUGUUAUUGUUCGGUGAAAAUCCGUUUAGAACUGUGAAAUUUAUUGAUGUGAUAUUCAACGGUUAUUAUGAUCCAUUUUUAUCGUUUGCACAUUCGGAAUUUUACGUGACUCUAUGUGAUGUUUUCAAUAAUGGUGAGCCGUUGAUUCCAUUUCCCAUUCCAUCGAUGCAAAAGAUGGCUUAUUUCUAUGGAUAUAACGAUACGAAUGAUGAGGAUUAUGUUAUUGAAACUGGCAAAAGUAGUGUCAAUGAAAUCGGUGAUAUUGCUGAAUGGGCCGGAGCAAGAAGCCUUCCAUUCAGUUGGUGGAAAACACUGAACGCAAGAAUGAUCAACGGUUCAGAUUCUGCGAGUCUCACACAUCCUCAAUUAACCAAAAAUGAUGUACUACCGUUUUUUUUGUCAUUGAUGUGUCGUUCAUUUUAUGCUGUUUAUGAUGGUGAAACAGAAGUGGAAGGUAUACCUUCGUACCGUUUCAUAACACCGUAUGAAGCAUUCGACACUACCUCAAAUGAGAACAGUGGAUUUCGUUAUGAGAAUGCCGAACAAGUCGACUAUUUCAAGGAAUGGAGUCCAUGCCCUAACAGGUAUCCUUCAUUAUUUCGCAUCUCGACAAACUAUUGCAGUAAAAUAACAUGGACAAACUGCUCAAAAGUAACCUUCGUGGAUUGCUCAAGACGUGAAAAUUUUUGCAAUGUUUGUUGCGAGGGAAAAUUUGUGGAUGGUACUUAUUUACUGCCACCCGGAAUGUUUCCACUAACAUGUUUUCCAGGCAAAAAUGAGCUCUUACCUUUUUCGGCUAUUUUUUCACCGCCACAUUGGGUUUUUUCACCAUCCGAAGUGCAACAAUCAGUUCGAGGUUUAUCACCGGACCGCAGUCGCCAUUUACCAUUCGUCUUUACGCGUGAGCCGACUUCUGGAAUGCUUACAAGUGGCCAUGUACGACUGAUGGCUUCAUUACCGUUGUUCAACAAUAACAAAGCAACGAUGGCAAUGAAUGUCAACAACAUGUUAAUACCAGCAUUCUGGAUAGACACUGAAGCUAAGUUGAAUGAAGCGAUAUAUGCAACGAUUCGUCGAAUGUUUAUCAAAUUGCCUUGGGUUAUUCGCAUAGUACAGAUUGUUACGCUGGUUGUAGCCAUAUUAAUUGCUUUAGCUGCAAUCGCAUGGCGGAUCGCAUUUGCGUUUUACAAACGUCGUCAUCAAUAG
Molecule: messenger RNA, 1737 nt
Organism: Anisakis simplex (herring worm)
Lineage: Eukaryota; Metazoa; Nematoda; Chromadorea; Rhabditida; Anisakidae
Source: the annotation of a GenBank genome assembly